This is a messenger RNA of Mesocestoides corti, 999 nucleotides long. The record is from the annotation of a GenBank genome assembly. NCBI's taxonomy places the organism in Eukaryota, Metazoa, Platyhelminthes, Cestoda, Cyclophyllidea, Mesocestoididae.
AUGGCUUCGACCCACAUUGUCACAAUGAAAUUUGACACGUUCCAGAGUCUUGGGGACGAGGAAUUGGAUGACGAGCUAGAGAAUGUAGAGGAAUCACAGGAAUUAAGUGCCCGAACAUCGUAUUUGAACCAUCUUAAGCUACUGCGUGAAUCACAAUUUGAGUUGCCUAAGACGGUUUCCUUAAUUGAAUGCCCUAAUGGUACGAAAGUUUAUUUGGUUGGGACCGCCCACUUCAGCAAAGAUAGUAUUGAUGACGUCCGUUACAUGGGCCUUUCCAAUGGUAUACUGCAGUACCUGUUACUCAGGUUCACAAAUUACAUAAUGCAGCAAAUAGGGAUGGCACCCGGUGGUGAAUUUCGUGCUGCAUUUCAAGAAGUAUCUAAGCAACCUCAUUGCCAUCUCAUUCUUGGCGACCGAUCUAUCAAAAUAACUCUUCAAAGAGCCAUGGAUGCUUUAGGGCUUUGGCAGAAAACGAAAAUAUUAUGCUCGUUAUUGUUUGGCUUCGAGAAAAUAACCCCUGAAGAAGUGGAAGAGAUGAAACGUGAAGACCUUCUAGAACAACUGAUUAAAACACUAGCUGGUGACUACCCCGAAUUAACGCGAACAAUUCUUGAAGAGCGUGACCUCUACCUUGCUCGAUCGAUCUGGGAGGUCUGUGGCCUCUCCUCCUGUCCGAAUUCGUCGUCAACAACGUCUCCUGGUAUGGAUUGUGAAGUUUCUGGUGAACUUCGCCAGAGGCACAACGAAGAAACAAAUGAGGGAACGCAACCCGAAGUUUGUGUCGCGCGUCUCCAGUGCUGUCCUGAGUGGCCUGGCCUCGAUGUGCUUUCGCGGGUAGUUGUAGCGGUCGUUGGCAUCGGUCACGUUGCUGGCAUCAAAAAAGCUUGGGAAUCUGCCGCCACCAUCGAUAAAACAGAGUUAAUCAGGUUAGUGUCAGUCGCCUGUUUUGUACACCAAUUAGUUUUAAGCAUCACUAUCGACCUAUUUGGAGAGAACUAA